AUGCCGAGCAGCAGCAGAUCCCGUCUAGCGGCGGCAGCUCAGUCCUCGGGCCUUGAUGCAGCUGCUGUUGCUGCAGCUGAUGUCUCAGCUGCUGAUGCGCCACACAAGUAUUCUCAACGGGUCAUUUGCGCCACGUCGAUGGCCGAAGAUGCACCACCAGCAGAACCUGCAGCAGCAUUUGCAGCAGCAGCAACACACAGUAACGUGAACCUAGUGGAGAAGAAGCUGCAACUUUGUAGCGCGGCAGAUAUUUGUCUGAUCAAAGGCACAGUAUCGGCUCUUGCAUCUGCAUCCCUGGAACCUCAGGUUGUGCAGCAGUUGUGCAGGUCCUUGCCUCAUGACCUUCUGAAGGACUUUCCGCCUUCCUUGCUGUUGCUACUGCACGAGCAGCAGCAACAGCGACACCAGAAAGAUGAGGCGGAACAAACAUCCCUGCUGUGGGGUCUGGCUGCAGCACUGCAGAAGCGUUGCAGUGGCUGGAAGGGAACGCCUUUCUGCGCAGCUCAAUCAGCUCCAGCAACGGACGUAAAAGCAGCUUCAACAGAAGGUGCAGCAUCCGUUCCUGAUUUUGCAGUGGCUGUUCUGGAGGCGCAAACGAAAAUUUUGCAUAAACUGCGAGAGGCCUUGCUAGAGCCUCUUACUGAUUCUAUGGAAAUUCCAGAAUUCGGCUAUGUUGCUACGGGCCAACUGGCGCGGCAUGUUCUUGAGCUGCUGCGGCACAGCUGCAGCACCAACACCCAGCAGCGGCCUCAGCAGGUGCAGCAGCUGCAGCAGCAACUCCGCAAUGCCUACUACAGCUGCCGUAGCAGCAGUAGCAGUAGUAGCAGCAGCCAAGCCACGUGGUGCCCCCUCUCUGAUGAGCAGCUGUUACAGGCUGGGCGUGAGCUGCUUGCAGCAGCAACGCAUCUGUUUCCCUCCGAGUACUUCCAGCAGCAGCUGCAAGUGCUGCCGCAAGAGGGUACGCUGAGAAAUUUGUUGCUCAAGACCCCCAAAAGCGGCGGGUUCCCUCCUAUAAACGCAAUCAACCCACAACUCAUCUCUCGCCCUCUCAACGAUCGCCAAGACGCAUGGAUUGACUUGCUGCAGCAGCUGCUGCUGCUCCAGCCUCCAGGGCAGCCUCGCAUGAAUUGGGUCGUUGCUGCGGGUCUCGACGUGCUGCUACUGCAGCUGCUGCUACGGUCCUCUCUUCCCCUUAUUCGUCCCCUACUGCUGCCCCUGUUGCUUGACUCCUGUGGUGUUGACCUUGAGCUAGAUCAGCUGCUGCAAGAGCAACAGCAGCUACUGCAGAGUCAGCAACCGCUGUCUCAGGAAGAGCACCAGCUGCAGCAGAAAUUCUUGUUUGCCGCUGCUGGUGCCAAGGCCCUUAGAGACGGCCUGUAUAUUGUCGCUUCCGUCACCUUCGUGGAACGUCUUGCUGGUCCUGCAGCUCGACCUGCGGCACCGGCUGCACCUGCUUCUAGGCCACACGCCAGUGUGCAGCAACCCUCCCCAGCGACUUUCUUUCAGACGAGCAGCAGCAGCAACGAAAAGGACGGUGGCAGGGGCAACAGCAGGAUGUGCGUGUUCAAGCAGGUCGCAAGGGCUCUGGGAAGCCGCAGCAGACACUCCAACAGCCCAAGCGGAGUCGUUGCAGAUGUGCUCGAGCUGCUGCUACUGGCGACAUUUCAGGGCGACGGAGCGGCACCUGGAAGCAGCAAUAACAACAGCAGUGGCCACAGACACCUGCAAGCUGCCUUGCUAGACCUUGUUGACCACACAACCUCAGCAGCAGCAGAAGCAGCAGCAGCGGUGGGAGCAUCAGGGGAUAUGCCUGGUCUCAAUUGUGGCUGUGGAGUGUCUGCUCACCUCUUUGGCGCGCUGCUACUGCUCUCGUGUCCGCAGCAGUGGGCGUGCGACAGGCUCUGCUCCCUUGCUUGUAGCAGCGUGGACAAUAGCCCCUCGCUACUACUGCAGCCUGACUGUCUGAUAGAGGCGGUGUCCCUCAUGGGAGACGCCCCGCGUCGAUUCGUCUGCAAGGCCGCCACACAUCUGCUGCUGCUGCAGCAGCAGCCACAACAAGAACAGCAGCAGGAGGUGCUGCGCGCCUGCGCCUGCCUCAUUGACAUGUAUGACCCCUGCCUUCUGGAAGAAUGCAGCAGGGCACUGCAGCAGCAAGGGCGCAGCAGCUGCUUGCUGCAGCAGCAGGAGCGCCUCUAUCAUCGCCUAUUGCUGCAGCGUCUGUUUUCUGUGUCUCUGCAUCAGCGGCAGAGCGCAGCAGCAUCCCUGAAGCGGCUAUUGCAGCUGUCUGGUCCUUUGCUGACGGAUCCCGUCGGCACAGCCUUGAGGCUGUGUGCAGACCGGAAGCAGGAGCAGCAGCGGCAGGUUUGUGGGCAGCUGUUGGAUGAAACAGAGGUGCAGCUCCUCUGUGCUGCUGCUGCCAAUAGGCGCCUUUGUGCCGCAACCCGGACGGAGUCUUUGGAUACUCUUCAGGUGUAUGUUUACUCCAGCCAUGCGCACGCGAUGUCGUUCCUGCGCAACCUUUGCUGUUCCCUGCUCGCAGCUCUGCCUGAGUACUUACCAAAAGGAGGCACAGCUGCUGCUGCUGCUGUUGCUGCUGCUUCGGCUGCUGUAACGGCGGCGGAGGUGGGCGCUGCAUCUUGUAGUGGUGCAGAGGAGCCCCUUCUUCUCUCAAUGCUUGAACUGCUGCGCCGUGCAGUGCAGUCGCAGGAGCAACUGCAGGAGCUUCUGCAACACCAAGAGUUGCAUGCGCACCAGCAGCAGCAGGAUCAGUACGCGUUGCUGGCUGGAGCAGCUCGUGUGUUAUCGCUUCCGCUGCUGCUGUUGCCACCCGGCGAUCCUCUACUGCACCCCAUACUUGAGGUGUACUGGCACCUUCUUGGGGACGCCUUGGUGUUGCUGUGUUUCUCCAAGCCAGAGAAUUUGUCCCUCGCCCUUCUGCAGCUCUGUGCGGCUCUGCUGUUCCACCCGCAGCAGUCUUUAUUGCUGGCGCACCGUUGUUGCUCGGUGAACCCGCAGGUAGAAGCGCUCCUGCGGGAUCAGCAGCCUCAACAGCAUGUGCAACACCAGCGGCAGCAGCCCAGACUGCUUCUGCCGACGUGGUUGUCUCUGCGUGUCGAGCUGCCUAUGGAAACGGCCACCUUCAGCUGCUUCACUGCAGCACAAGCUGCGUGGGCUAGCCGCAGCGAAGACUUGGCUUUCCUCGUGGCUAGUCAGCUAGUUAGCGAUCGUUCUGCUCUCAAUGCAGCAGCAGCAGCUGCUGCUGCUGCCUAUGCCGCUGCUGGAGACAAUACAGCGCGCCCGCCGCAGGAGAGUCAGCCUGGGAUAGAAGACAGAAGCAAGUGGAGUAGCCCAUCUUCCGGAGCGUCGUCUGCGAUAGUAGAUGAAGCAACAACAGCAGCAGCUGCAGCAGCGACCGAGUGCAGCGUGUGUCUCUGUCGUUCGCAGCCUGUGUAUUUGGAGUCUGCGUUUUCAGAGCCUUCUCCUGUCAGUACAAACAAUAAAACUGAACUUUCCCUUGUCCGCCUGAGCCUGUCUCGCAAGACAGUGCAGCAGCUGCUGAUGCCAGCCCACCCCACAUUGAAUAAACUCCUAUGUGUCUUAUCUCACCCUCCGCUGCUGCAGGGGUCCCUACCACCGCUGCGACUGCAGCAGCAGCGAUUAGGUGAUAGCUGCUCUUCACUUCCAACCGCCGCUGCUGCUUCGAGUCCUCCCCCUGCUGCUGCUGGCAGUAACCCGCCUUCUGAUGCUGCUACGUACGCCGAGGCGUUGCACUGCUGCAGGAAGAUAGCGGCGGCGCUGCAGCUGCCGGGGGACUCUGCUGCUGCUUCUUUCUGCUGCCUCCGCCGGCGAGGGCUUGCAGCAGCAGCAGAAACGGCGCGCUGGUGCUGUUGCUGCUCUCUGUCUCUAGCUUCUGCCAAGGGCUUACGGGCUGUUGCUGUUGCAGUGAAACGGUACACAUAUCCCUACCUGCAGGAGCUGGCGCAGCAGGUGGCAGAGACAAUGCUGGGGGGUGAAGAGCAAACCGCAGCAGCUACGGGUGCAGGAUGGGGGGAAUUGGUGGAGCAGCAGCCGGCCUCUGGUGGUGCUGCUGCACUUUGCAGCAAUGAGAUCGACCUGCUGCUACGGGGCACGCAGCUGCUGACAGAGUUGCUGCCCCUAGCAGCAGUUGCUGCGGCCCCUGCAGGAGCAGGCUCAGGGGGCCGCGGCAACUGCUGCCGCCCCUGCAACAGAAGUAUCAUCGGCGGCGAAUGCGAGUGCUGCAGCAAGUGGUUGGAACUCCCGAACCUCUCGCAGUUUUGUGGGAGCCUCCUCGGGGUGUCUAUGCAGCUUCCACUGCUGCGCCGGGCGGCUCUGCAACUUGCUGCUGUUUCUCUGCCGCACUCUCUUCCUCCGCGCCCCUGCAGUAGUAACAGGAGUACUUGCCUGGUUCGAGCGCAGAUAGACGAUUUGUUGACGCUACGAUCGGGGGCCUUCGCAACAGGACUAAGCAACAGCGGCAGCAGUAGCGUGCUGCUUCAACUGCAGCUGCAGCAGCUGCUGCAGCUGCAUUCACGUUCAACAGCGCAGGAUGAGGCAUCAAUGCAGGAGCAGCGACCCCUAGCAAAUGCGCUGGAGAGUCUGAAUGCCUGUAUCGUGCACAACUCAUUUGGUGUUGUUGCUGCUGCUGCUGCUCAGGCGGCAGCAGAGUGGCAGGAGCUAGCGGCAACAGGCACAGCAGGCAUCGCACAAGACCACUACCAGAUAAACUUGCUGCAGCAGCAAGUGCAGCAGCAGCAGCAACAGGAGCAGGCGCUGCUCGAGACUCAGGUCAAGCUAAUGCUUUCGUUUAUUCGCAAAGCCCAUCCGGAGGUCCGCGUGGCCGCUUGGCGCUGUUUGGGUGGAUGCCUUCAAAUGGCCACAGGCCUGCUGCAGCAGCACCACCAGCUGCACCUGCAGGAGCAGGACUUGUUGUUGCGUGUAUACUCUUGGACCUGUUCGGAAAUCUGUUACCGCUUAUUGCGGCGAGAGGGUAUGUUGCCUGGAGGAUUUUGCUGCUGCUGCUCGUCAAGUUGUAGGGAGGUGGCUGAGGCACUUCAGUGUCUGUCGACGCUGCGCUGGAGUAGCAGGUGCAGCAGCAACGGCGGCAGCAAGUGUGGCAGCGGCAUAUCUAAAGCAGGAACAAGAGGAGGGUGCCCGGCGUCUGUUGCUGCUGCUGCUGCUGCUCUGGAUGAGUGGGUUGCAAGUGACUCAUUCGUACACCGCACGUUUGCUGCCUUCCUCACGUGCAACAGCAGCAGCAGCAGCACGUUAGGUGCAGUGUCCUACAAGACGCAAUUAAAAGGCCUCAUUGCAGCUCUUGAACUCCUGUGCUGCUCCGCCGAAGAUCACGUGGGGCCCUUGUUGCAGCUUCUGCAGCAGCCACAGAAGCACCUGCAGCAUGCCGACCAGACAGGAAUACCUUCUUGCACUGGGAGCAGCAGUAUCCUGAGCAAUAUUGUUGCGGCAGUGUGUCCACAGUCGCAUCCCAUGGUGAUGUUGCCUGCCCAUAUAGCUUCUCAGGGUGCAGCGUUCUCUGCUACUGCUGCUGCUGCUGUUGCGGCGGUGGGAACACAAGACGCAGCCCCUGCUUUAACUGCUGCAGCAAAUGCAUUAGCACAUGUGGGGGGCUCUGUUUGCAUCCAGGAGAUAACUAAGUGCUGUAGAGCGUUGCAGUUGCUGCUGACGCUUCUGGAUGGAACCGACGCCCUUGGGCCGUUGCUUGGCAAUAGCAACAGCGCUGCUGCUGAUGAUGCUCCUGAAACGACGAGAGCUGGCACCGAGUCAUUCCUCUUGCUAGGGCAUGUAGAGAGACUCGUGCAAGCGGCGACGAUGUUGUUGCUGGGGCCUUUCCGUAGCAACAACGGCAGCUGCAGCUGCUGUUGUGGGGAGGAGCUUGAGAACUGGCAGGACAGGCGGAAUGCAGCAGCAGCAGCACCGGCAGUAGCAAAUGGGCGCUGCACGAGGGUCGUCGCUGAUAUUGUCCAUGAGCUUCUGUUGCUCAUGCUGCGGCUGUUUGUUGCGUUGCACGAACACACGGCGCUGCAGGUAGCGAAUCAGCUGCAAGGAGAGACGUCAGUCCUGCUGCUGCUGCUACAGCAUAGGGAGGAGUUAAAGCGGCAGCGGCAGGAGCAGCAGCAACUGGAUAACGAGUUGCUGCAGACGCUUCAAGGUGCCCCGCAGAAGGCACGCGCAGGAACAGCAGCAGCUGCGGCGGCGGCUGCGCAGCGGGCUGCUGCUGAAUAUCUUUGGGCCUCUCCUUCAUUGUGGCUGUUUAUUGUUUUGUGCCUCCAGCCCGCUUGUAUCGGCACGUCAAGCUCGUUUGGGGUGCCUCGAGAGGCAGCAGCACUUGCUGUGUGUCUGCUGCGGCUGUCGUACGAUUCAUCUUUGAAGUAUUUUAUAUCAUCAGAAGCCCGUAUGGAGGUGGAGGAGCUGACAGAUGCCCGGUUUCCGUUCUCGAGUGCCUCUCCCAUUCUGCUGCCUCCGCUGCUGCCACCUCUCCCACACGGACACCUGCAGAUGUACCGCACGAAGGAUACACAGCAGCAGCAGCAGCAGCAGCAGCAAUUCCUGAUACCUACUGAUCCGAGAAUGGCAGUGGGGCUGUUCACAGCCGCUGCUAGUCUCCUAUUGCAGCAGCUGCGUUGCCGCAGUCUUGCUGCUGCAUGCGCUGUCUCUAUACACCAGCGGAUUCCUCCAAGUUCUAGGCGCCACAGCACAGCAGGGACAGCUGGUGCAGCUGCUGCAAGCCCUACAGGCAGCAGUGGAAGAGGCCGUAGCAAAGCCUAUGGCCUCUUAUCCCCAUCGCCGAAGAUUCAGCAGCAUCGGCACCAGCGGCGCCCAUCGAGCAGCUGUUGCAGUAGUCCGAUGAAUGCCUCUAAGCUGUCUGCACACUGCACCUCUCGACCAGCUGCAGCGGGCACCAAUCCCACAAGGAAGCCGCACCAGCAAGAGCAGCAUGAUGAUUUUGUAUUCUGCAAUGAUUUUUCUCUGCAGCAACAGGCCUUGCUGCUGCAGCAGAACCGACAGGAAUACCGCAACAGCUGUUUGCUGCAUGCACUUGGCGAGCUGCUGCUGCUACUGUUUGCGGGGCACCCCACUGCGGCAACUGCUGCAUCGUGGACCCGCUUCAUUUUCCCCACGGAGAACAGCAGCAGCAGCAGCAGGAAGCCAGAGGAGCCGUUGCUUCUAACCUCCCAUUUGGUAGCAGCACUGGAGUGCCUUCUUCACGGAGCUCCUGCAGCGUCCCUACUGAAUUUUACUUCUGCUUUGGGUGGCCAGAGGCUCCAGCAGAAGGGUCCGUCCCUGGGGCAGCAGCUACAGCAGCAGCGAGACGAUGGUGUUGUGGGCUUGGGGUCGCUACUCAGUCAAAUUUCACUGUUGGGGGCGCCCAGCAGCGGGAAGACGGACGGAGUUUCUGGCCUGCUGUUGCUGGAGACGGGAGAAGCCCUCUUGAGACAUCGCCUGCAAGAAGCUGGGGUUGUUGCUGCUUUGGUGGACUCCGUGUGCAACUCGCUCAGCAGCAACAGAAACCGGCAGCAAAAGUUGCCGCCGCGUCUUCUGCGCAGCGUCCUAAUCCUGCUGCAGCACACCUUAGGGUCCAGCGUAGAAGCACAACCCCUAAUGCAACUCAUUGAAGUCCUUGCUGCUUCCUUGCGGCCCCGGUUGCACCAGCUGCUGCAGCGCAAUAACAACGGCAAGGCAGCAGCAGCAGGUGCUGCUGGUUCUACCCGCCUGCGGUGGAGCCUCAACCCUGUUGACAUGCUACUGCUGUCUGCACAGCUCGACUGUCUAGGCGCUGCGGCUGCAGCAGCAGCAACGGCAGGAGACAGGCGGUGCCUCGCUCCUCUGUUUUCAAACGGAGCUUCAGGCUCCUCAUAUGCGAAGGGGGGGCCGUUUGCAGGAAGCGAUAAGGAGUCCAUUGAGGACUUUGUUGCACCCCUUCUGCUCCCCGAGAUACCGCUGCAAUUGGUAGCAGCUCUACUGCGCUUUUUAGUAUCGCUGACGGCAGCAACAGCAGCAACCUUUGAAGAAACAACUCCAGGCGAACCUGUUGAAGUGCGACUCGCACGGCCGCAGGCAGUGGAUGAUGGUGUGUGUGUGUCCCCACGCAAAUCAACAGGGCACGCCGUGCCUCGAGCAGCAGCUCGCACUGUUUUGCUGCUGCAGCACACGCCUGUUUUUCAUGAUGCUUUGUUCUUCCUCUUCAUGGUCCGCCUUUCCCCACAGGCUGUCCUUCCCCAGGUGCUCCACAGUUCAGGUAGAGAAGCGCCGCCGCAGCAGCAGCAGCAGCACUGGGGAGGCGCCCUGCGCGAUGCACUGCUUCUGCUUUUACACGUCUUCCUCUCAGAUUUUCGCCCAGCCAGUAGACUCAAGCAGCAUGGAGAGCCUCUUCUCGCUGCUCUGCAGGAUUGGACUGGGGUUCUCCUGCACGAGUUGCAGCUCCAGAUGCAGCUAGAGCAUCCACAGCAGCAGCAAAAGCAACUGCUGAUCCUCCCGCUACUUCACGAAAUACGGCAUCUGCUGCUAAGGAGCGUCCGAGCCCUCAGCACCCUGGGGGCCCAUACUGGUACCCAAACUAAAUGCCUAGGGGCCCCUUAG
Messenger RNA from Eimeria maxima, 8616 nucleotides. RefSeq lists its product as hypothetical. The record is from RefSeq and is a predicted model, not a curated record. The coding region runs from base 1 to 8616 and encodes 2871 amino acids. The transcript is spliced from 8 exons. Lineage: Eukaryota; Apicomplexa; Conoidasida; Eucoccidiorida; Eimeriidae.